Messenger RNA from Ananas comosus (pineapple), 2399 nucleotides. RefSeq names its product dynamin-related protein 5A-like. Lineage: Eukaryota; Viridiplantae; Streptophyta; Magnoliopsida; Poales; Bromeliaceae. The record is from RefSeq and is a predicted model, not a curated record. Gene Ontology annotation, cellular component: cytoplasm; membrane; microtubule. The coding region runs from base 213 to 2051 and encodes 612 amino acids. The transcript is spliced from 16 exons. Gene Ontology annotation, molecular function: GTPase activity; microtubule binding; GTP binding.
GACACCCCUUUUUGGUGCAACUGUAGCAUUUUCCAUUUCAAAAUCUCUCUAACUAGCGUUAUAGGAGGCUUUUACGCCCCGAGUCGCGACGCUCUUCUCCUCCCAAAAUCUCCUUCGCCCUUUCCCCUCGAUCUCGAUCUCGAUCUUGAUCUCGUCGUUUGAAGGCAUAUUAACGUUUGGAGGAGGAGGAGGAGGAGGAGGAGGAGGAGGAGAUGGGUACGAUGGAUAAUUUGAUCUCCCUGGUGAACAAGAUCCAGAGGGCGUGCACCGCCCUCGGGGAUCAGGGCGAGGAUAGCGCGCUCCCUUCGUUGUGGGAUUCGCUCCCCGCGAUCGCCGUCGUCGGAGGGCAGAGCUCGGGAAAAUCUUCGGUGCUUGAAAGCAUAGUUGGGAAGGAUUUCCUACCCAGAGGUUCAGGAAUUGUCACUAGACGACCCCUUGUCUUGCAACUACAUAAGAUUGAUGAGGGAAGAGAAUAUGCAGAGUUUAUGCAUCUUCCAAGGAAGAGAUUUACAGAUUUUGCCCUUGUGCGAAAGGAAAUUCAGGAUGAAACUGAUCGAGAGACUGGUCGCUCCAAGGCGAUCUCUCCUGUUCCUAUUCAUUUAAGCAUAUAUUCUCCGAAUGUUGUGAACCUGACGCUUAUUGACCUUCCUGGGCUUACUAAGGUUGCUGUUGAGGGUCAACCUGAAAGCAUUGUGGCUGAUAUUGAGAACAUGGUUCGUUCAUAUAUUGAAAAGCCUAAUUGUAUAAUUCUCGCAAUAUCUCCAGCCAAUCAGGAUCUAGCUACAUCUGAUGCAAUCAAGAUCUCUCGUGACGUAGACCCUAAAGGAGAAAGGACAUUUGGUGUGCUUACCAAGAUUGAUCUCAUGGACAAGGGCACUGAUGCUGUUGAUAUACUAGAAGGAAGAUCAUACAAGUUACAGUAUCCUUGGGUGGGUGUUGUUAAUCGUUCCCAAGCAGAAAUCAACAAGAGUGUUGACAUGAUUGCUGCUAGGCGGAAGGAACGGGAAUAUUUUGCUAAUACACCUGAAUACAAGCAUCUUGCUAAUAGAAUGGGAUCAGAGUAUCUCGGGAAGAUGCUUUCGAAGCAUCUGGAAUCUGUUAUCAAGGCUAGGAUCCCAGGAAUCCAAUCUCUCAUUAAUAAGACAAUUGCUGAACUUGAAGGUGAACUUGCUCGUCUUGGGAAACCAAUUGCUGCAGAUGCUGGUGGAAAGUUGUACUCAAUUAUGGAAAUAUGUCGCAUAUUUGAUCAAAUUUACAAGGAGCACCUUGAUGGCGUGCGCCCAGGUGGUGAGAAGAUCUAUUAUGUCUUUGAUAAUCAACUCCCUGCAGCUUUAAAAAGGUUGCAGUUUGACAAAAAUCUCUCCAUGGAGAAUGUAAGAAAACUUAUCACUGAAGCUGAUGGCUACCAACCUCACUUGAUUGCUCCUGAACAAGGAUACCGCCGCCUCAUAGAAUCUUCACUAGUUAGUAUCAAAGGUCCUACUGAGGCAGCUGUUGAUGCGGUUCAUGCUAUUUUGAAGGAGCUAGUCCAAAAGGCUAUUAGUGAGACUGUUGAGCUAAAGCAAUACCCUACACUUCGUGUGGAGGUUGGCAAUGCAGCUUUUGAGUCAUUGGACAGAAUGAGGGAAGAAAGCAAAAAGGCUACUCUUAAGCUUGUCGAUAUGGAGUGUAGUUAUCUCACCGUAGAUUUCUUCCGGAAGCUUCCUCAGGACAUUGAGAAAGGAGGAAAUCCCACGCAUUCUAUUUUUGAUAGAUAUAAUGAUUCAUACCUCAGGCGUAUUGGUUCUACUGUGCUGGCAUAUGUAAGUAUGGUAUGUGCAAGCUUAAGGAAUUCCAUCCCAAAGUCUAUUGUAUAUUGUCAAGUACGGGAGGCCAAGCGCUCAUUGCUUGAUCACUUCUUUACUGAAUUGGGUGCAAAAGAGACUAAGCAGCUUUCUUCAUUGCUAGAUGAAGACCCGGCAGUUAUGGAGCGCAGAGCCUCCCUUGCCAAGAGGUUGGAGCUGUAUAGAAAUGCUCAAGCUGAAAUCGAUGCAGUUGCAUGGGCCAAGUAAACUGCAACCUCAGGGUAUAAUAUUUAUUUCUUUCUCCACCUCGUGCUUCUACCCAUGAGAAAUGAAUACAUAGGAGGUUUUUCUUUUUCUGUUUUUAUGUUCAUUCAUUUAUGGUCGCUCGGUGCCUUCACGAGUUAUUAUUUUUUCUUUACUUUUCUUUCUAUUCCCAUUUCUUUUAUUUUUCUGAAUGAACAACUGGCGCGGAGUGCUCGGAAAUUCAUUGUAGCAAGAACGUGAAAUGAUUUGUGCCUUCAUGAGUUAAUGUUAUAUAGUUUUUUUGACGAGCUUUAUCGAUCAAAAAGGUUGUGAAUUAUCUAUACAUUAAAUCCUAUUACUGAAUUUUUCUAA